GGUGUGUAAGGGAUUGUACGGAGGCGCCGCAAGCCCGGACGUCUCCAUGGGGGGAAGCGCGGUGUAGCAGCCCCCCAAGCUCCCCUGCAAACGGGGCGCCGCGCCUCCUCCUCCUUCUUCUUUCCUUUCCCAGCAUCCACGCGAAACGGAGAGGCGGAGAGAAACCCCCUCAUUGGAGGGACCUGCCUGCGACAUCAUCAGAGCGCGACGAGGCGUGGAGUUUGGCUCCGCGCGGUGGGGGCCCGUGGGGGGUUGCGCGCGUUGCUCCGACGCCGGCCAGUGGCUGCGGCUUCUCUGCCCGCCUGCCUGCUUGCUUGCCUGCCGGGCCGCCCCUGAUGAAGACAGUUCUGCAGUAAAGAGUGCCUGGACCAAACAGGAGGCUGUGCCUCUGAAGAACACAAUAUGGAUAAGAAAGCAUUUGAGAUGGUGCUUGAUGAAAUUAGAAAGGCUGUGUUGAUGGAAUACAAAUUAAAAGCCAUUGAAUAUGUACAUGGAUACUUCUCUAGUGAGCAGAUUGUUGAGUUACUGAGGUACUUCUCUUGGGCUGAACCACAAUUAAAGGCAAUGAAGGCAUUACAACAUAAAAUGGUAGCUGUUUCUGCAGCAAAAGUGGUUAACAUCCUCAACUGUUUCACUUUUAGCAAAGACAGGCUUAUUGCCUUAGAACUGUUGGCUUCUAAUAUUAUUGAUGCUCAGAAUUACCGCCUUAUCGAAGACCUCUUCCGAACUAGCAUGUCUGAGAAGAAGAGAUGCAGAAAAAUUUUGGAACAGGCUUCCAAAGCAGGGUGUAAAGCACCUCAUGCUAUGAUAUCUUCCUGUGGCAUGAUUCCUGGUAACCCUUAUCCAAAGGGGAAACCCAGUCGCAUAAAUGGAAUUUUUCCGGGGUCCCCUGUAAAAAAGGAAAACGAAGACUAUACUAACGAAGGCAAGGGAAUAGCAGCUCGUAUUCUUGGACCAUCCAAACCAGCUCCAGCAACAUACAAUCCUCAUAAGCCUGUUCCUUAUCCUAUUCCUCCAUGUCGACCACAUGCAACAAUUGCACCAAGUGCUUACAACAAUGCAGGUCUUGUUCCUCUGGCUAAUGUUGUAGCUCCUGGCUUGCCAGCUCCACCACCAUAUGCUCCUACUCAUGUAGGAACAGGUAAAACAGACAAUGAAGAACUUUCCAAUCAGACAAAAUCUUCCCAAAGCCAAGCUUUUGCUGCACAAUCGAAUCAUCUCUUUACACCUCAUGGUUCUACCCCUGCUGCUACUCCAGCCCCCACCCUGUCAUCUGUUAAAGCAAUAAGCCACUCAUCAGCACUUCCAUCUCCAACCACACCGGGGAUAAGCAUGUCCACCCCUGCCCUCCCCGUCUUCCUGGGGCAGGUUGUCUCCUCCAUCCACCCAUCUCAGCCAUCGACUCCAACUCCUCCUGUCGUUAAAUCUCACUCUUUGCCUGGUGUUCCUGUCACGUCUGCUCAUUGUGCCACCCCCACCCCCCUCCCUGCAACUUUCUCUGGGCUGGCUUCUGGGCUUCCUGCUGCAGCCACUCCGCAAGUCCUGUCCACGCCGUGUGCUACCGCUGUGCCUAACGAAGCUUUUGCAUCGGCCUCCACACCGUUUGCCACCCUGCCUUUUUCUGCAACAUCUGUCGCCACUUCCACUAAUAACUCAAAUUCACUGUCAUCCACUUUUGCCAGCCUGCCUUUGUCCUUGACGCCUACUCCUCAGGGGAUAGCCAGUCCGAUGCCUCCGUCCGUUGCUAGUUCUCCUGCCACUAGCCUGCCAUGCCCCCUUAACUUACCUAACCCACUUCUUUCAGUCUUAAAGGGCUUUUUGUCAGUGAAUGAUAGCUCAAUAAUGAAUUCAGCUGCUCUGCCUUCUGCUGUGACAGCUGAGCUUGCUUCUCUCUCUGGUCUUGCUGGCCAGAAUUCUGAAGCCACUCCUUCAUCCAGUAACAAAUGUUAUACUCCAAGCGCUACCUCCACCCUUCAACAUCCUUCCACUCCAGGACUGUCCAUCUUCCCAGGACUCCUGUCUCAGCCGGGUGCGAGGAAUAGCGCAACCCCUCCUGCAUUGCCAACACCGUCCCCUUUGACCUCAUUACCAUCUUCCAUCCUGCCAGUCAGUUGUGUCUCCUCAGUUCUUACACAUUGUCCAAGCCCUGCUCAUCCUGAACAGCAGGUCUCGUCUGCCUCAGCAGCCACUGCCGUUCCAGUGAUGGUGAAAACUGAGCCCACAAGCCCUACGCUUUCAGGUUUCAAAGGCCCAUCACAUUCUGCCGGGCCUUCUCAUAGCACUUCAGCCUUGUCCGCUCUUGGGCAUGCAUAUACCUCAGCUAAUUCAUUGGCAGGCAGCUUGCCCACUUCCCUGAAUCCAGCACUAUCCAGCCUCUCCUCCUUGAGUGCUCCUCUAAAUGGUUCCUCUUCCAUUGCCCCACAUGGUUCCUCUGCCCCAAUAGCUCCAGUAUAUAAUGCACUUCCUCCUUUCACGUCGCUGACCAGCAGUUUUGCUUUUACUGGCAACCCAGCACUUACGCCCACAGGGUCCCUGUUGCCCAUUCCACCUACGACGACGUCAGCCAUUUCCGCACCUCCUGUCAGCUCCACAACCACGGUUCUUCCAGCGCUCAUUGCUUCAGCAGCUGCUCCUGCGCCACCCUUCUCCUUGAACUUGUGCAGCGCUGUCCCUUCCCUGUUUUCAGUUCCUCAAGUACCUCUAGGAUCAUGCAGUUCAUCCUUCCCUCCUUUCCCUGUCUCUAACACUCCCUCUGUCACUCCUGCUCUCCCUUCUUUCCCUGGGCUCCAGGCACCUUCUACAGUAGCAGCAGUCGCACCACUGCCGGCAGCUGCCACAGCCCCAUCUCCAGCUCCGGUGCUGCCAGGGUUUGCCUCGGCCUUUAGCGCAAACUUCAACUCCGCACUUGUUGCACAGGCUGGCCUGACGUCUGGGCUUCAGGCGCCUGGAAAUACAGUAUUUCCAGGACUCCUCUCUCUUCCUGGCAUCCCUGGACUUGCCCAAAAUGCUACACAGUCUUCCUUACAAGAACUUCAGCAAAGUGCAGCUGCACAAUCAGCAUUACUACAGGCACACUCAGCUUCUGCUCUGGAGAACUACACAUCUCAGCCUGAUGGCUUUACCACAUAUCCUCCAGCACCAGGAACACCUGGAACACCCUUUUCGUUACAGGCGAGUCUUCCUCAGAGUGGAUGGCAAUAAGUGACAACAUCCUUUCACAUUAACAAAGAGAGAAAUCUUUUCUUGAAGAAUGCUGUGAUAGAUUUGCAAACCUACUAGUAAACCUUCUAUUGAAGGUUUGGCAAAAUGUAUUGGAUUAAAUGUGUAGCACUCAAAAGGAAGAGAAGAGGGAUUCUGGACAACUAUUUCUGACAGGCCGCAAAAACCAUGGAUUUUUUUAAAAAACUUAAUCAAUACCCUUAAUGAAACAUUAAGCCUUCUCAGUCCCUUUAUGUUGAAGAAAUUUGAGGUACAUGGAGUUUUAUGCAUCUUUUACAUUAAAAUCUUUUUUAAAUCAGAUUUUGCUGGGGCACCAUUGCCCCAUGCGCUGUUCAGGAUUUUGUCACUUGUGUUUUUGGUAUGUGUAGAUAUAAAAAGAAAUAUAAAUCAGGA
This is a messenger RNA of Pogona vitticeps (central bearded dragon), 3612 nucleotides long. It is a transcript of the gene PROSER1, whose product is annotated as proline and serine rich 1. The record is from RefSeq and is a predicted model, not a curated record. NCBI's taxonomy places the organism in Eukaryota, Metazoa, Chordata, Lepidosauria, Squamata, Agamidae.